AUUUAUCCAGGAGAUACAGAACCUCGGUAUGUGUCUAAUUGCUAUUCUUGAUGUCUUUUUCCCUACACCCUAUACCUUCCUAUCCUAACUAUGCGCUGCUCUGUUCUUGUAUAGUACGCCAUGGGCUUUCCGGCAAUUUAUUUGUUUGGCAAGGUUAGCAGAAACUAGUCAGUUGCCUAUUGCCCCAUCAAUAUCUGGUUGUACCUCCCAUGGGUGUUUCCAUGAGGGACCUUGCCAGUCAGUUUGAUAGCGGCGUACCACGAUUGAGUUCUGGAAAGGUUGUCCACAAGACCAGCAUCGACCAUGAUAUGUUUCUUCCACCUGAAGAACCGUAUGACGGAGAUUUCUUGACCUUGAAACCGAAUAUACUGCGGGGGAAAUCUUCUUUUUCCAUCCUCAAGAUCUUCCUACAGCACUUUGUUUUUCUGUCCGCCAACAAUUUACUCAGCCAAUCGCAAAUCCACGAAAUUGUUGAAUACACUGUCGAGAAAGGCGGCAUGGACGUCCUCCUAUUCAUCUGUUGUCUUCCGUCCCCGCUGAUAGCGGUGUUCGUGGGCAAGGAAGCUUUUCCAAAAUGCUCUCCUAUUUGGAACUAUAUACCUUAGUAAUCGAAAGUUCAUACAAUGCGGGUUCUGGCUACAGACUGAUACUCCCUCUCGACACCAAAUUCGGACUAAGUAUCUAUGCGAAGCG
This is a messenger RNA of Aspergillus piperis CBS 112811, 693 nucleotides long. RefSeq lists its product as uncharacterized. The record is from RefSeq and is a predicted model, not a curated record. The transcript has a single exon. NCBI's taxonomy places the organism in Eukaryota, Fungi, Ascomycota, Eurotiomycetes, Eurotiales, Aspergillaceae. The coding region runs from base 210 to 605 and encodes 131 amino acids.